AUGCCGAGCGGCGAGCGCACGUGGCCCACGGCGUUGAUCGCGGGGUUUAGCAUGCAUAGGUUCGGCGUCGGCGUCGAUCCGAAGGAAGACACGGAGAAAAAGUUGGGAGCGGUCGCGCCCAUACGCAAGAAUGCGCGAUUGCUCGAUAUUUGCACGGGGUUGGCGUACACGUCGUGCAUGGCGCACGCUCGAGGCGCCGACGUCACCACGAUUGAACUCGAUCGCACGAUGACAAAGAUGUGCAGAAUGAACCCACAUUCAAAAGCACUGUUUGAAGGCGAAAUUGAGCAGUUGUACGGCAACGGUGCGGACGUCGUCAAGACGUUUGAAGACUCAUGCUUUGACGUUAUCAUAACCGACCCGCCGACGUUUGCUCUCGCAGGCGAACUCUACUCUGCCGAAUUCUACGCCGAUCUCAAGCGCAUCUUGCGCCCUAAAGGCAAACUGUACCACUAUAUUGGCGAUCCGAAGAGUGCGUCGGGUUCCGGCGUCGCCGCGGGCGUCGUCCGUCGUUUGAAGCAAGUCGGCUUUGACGCCGCCAUCGACUACGACGCGCACGGCAUAGUCGCCGCCCACGACCGCGUUCGUCUCAACCGCACUUCCAAGGACAAGUCGCCGCGCAAGUCAUCAUCUAAAUCUCGCGGUCGACGCGUCGACGACGCCUCCACGCGUCGUCCGCGCCGCGGUCGCCGUCCCGAGGACUUCGAAGACGACGAGUAG
This is a messenger RNA of Ostreococcus lucimarinus CCE9901, 720 nucleotides long. RefSeq lists its product with no specific name. Bases 1 to 720 code for a protein of 239 amino acids. NCBI's taxonomy places the organism in Eukaryota, Viridiplantae, Chlorophyta, Mamiellophyceae, Mamiellales, Bathycoccaceae. The record is from RefSeq and is a predicted model, not a curated record. The transcript has a single exon.